This is a messenger RNA of Histoplasma capsulatum G186AR, 4497 nucleotides long. RefSeq lists its product as uncharacterized. Gene Ontology annotation, biological process: activation of protein kinase activity; mitotic G2 DNA damage checkpoint signaling; mitotic DNA replication checkpoint signaling. The transcript has 2 exons. Gene Ontology annotation, molecular function: anaphase-promoting complex binding. The record is from RefSeq and is a predicted model, not a curated record. Bases 1 to 4497 code for a protein of 1498 amino acids. NCBI's taxonomy places the organism in Eukaryota, Fungi, Ascomycota, Eurotiomycetes, Onygenales, Ajellomycetaceae.
AUGGAUACAACUCCCACUCGCGACCCGUCGCGGUCCACAAUCACACCGGACCGCGAUGCGCACGGUGGAAAUGACAGCGAUGAUGCCGGCGUCAAUUCGCCUGCCAUAUUGACGCCAGGCGCAAAGAUUCGGGCCAUUAUGGCAGCGUAUGAUUCUGAUUCUGAUUCUGAUCCCGGUUUGGGGGGGCAGCGGGAGAAGGGGCUGGAAAUUAACCACUCAAGUCGCCCUACUAAUAGCAGCCACAAUCAUGCUGCCAGCAAGAAGACAGAGAAGCCUGUGUCAAGGCCAUUGUUUACACCAUUUACUUAUCAUCCUCAGGAUGAUGACGAUUCUAUGGAUGAAGAGGAAGAGGAGUUACCUGUGCAGCCCAAGGGAAGGAUGGCGGCAAGGAUGCAGGCGUCAGCGGCGGAGCUGGGUGCAGCUGUGCCCCAGAGGGACAGCUCGCAUGAGCGGGGUUUGAUAGGGUUGAUACAAGAGCCGGAAGGUAUUACUGAGGGUGAUAAGGGUGUUCCCCCUCCGGUUUCUGAGGAUGAGGAGGAGGAGGAGGAGGAUCAAGAUGUUCGCGCACCUGGAAGGAGGAAAAUAUCUGCUGUAGCAAUGGAGUCGCGUCGUUCGUAUUCUCCCCUCUUUGUACCGGAGGGGUCGCCCGGACUUAAUGCAAUUACGGGCGGAGCCAUGGAGACGGACGAUGAAGUCCAAACAAGCACAAGGAGAGCCCGUCCGAGUCGCGGACGGAGAUCUGCCUCGAUAGUUUCGAACCGAUCAUUUUCGCCCCUGUUCGUCUCUCAGGAUUCUCCCAUUGCGAAAAGAGACUCUGAUAAUAUGCGGGAUGUCGUGGAAACGGAUGAUGAGGAUGGGGGGAUCGGAUCAAAAGCCCAUAAUAGGCUUAUGGCUCUCGUUGAGAAGAAGCGAAAGGAACGCGAAGCCCGCGAACAGCUAGAGGCAGAGAAGAAAGCCGCCAGGUUACAAAGAUCGAGCGAGCUAGAAGAAACGCUACUAAGCUCUGAUCGACUCAGCGACGACGGUGAUGAUUCGGAGUCUGGGAGGAAGUUAACGCAACAUUCGCGCCCCUCUGUGCGAAAAGCAAGUAAGAAGGCAUUGCUGGAGAUGAAUCGCGAGACUCAACGUAUGAGUCGUAACAUGCAGCUGGCACACCAGGCUGUGACGAAGAAGAAGAUCACGCUAGAUAGCUUUUUGGCUAAAUUUAAUAGCAGAAGUUCGUCGAUGAAUGCGACUGCGACUACAACUCCUGCAACUGCUUCGUCGGAUCGUGAGGAAUGUCAACAUAGGCAUAGCAGCACACCUCCCACUUCGCCGCUGGAAGAGGGGAUUUCAGAGGGCAAAUCCCUGGAUGUGGCUGCCAAAGAUAACGGAAGUGGAGUUAACGUGUCGAAUGAUGAUGACGACCCUUAUCUUCCAUCCGUGGCAGAAGUAUUCGCUGCAUCCGUUCGGGAUUCUCACGCACAAGUUGAUCCCUCUCGUCUGGAGCGGCGACAAUCGAAAGCGCCCUCCGUUGCUCCAGCACCCGAAGUAUCCAAUAAAACAACACGACCCGUUCGUGUCCGUCUCUCCCGCCAAUUGGUCGCUGAGAGUCAAAAGAACGACGCCGAUUCUGAUUUGGAAAUCAUCACUUCUCCUGCUAAAACCCGUCGCAUCGCUGUGUUUGAGAAUCUUCCGGCGCGUAAUAACCAGUCAUCCUCCACAUUGCUGAAACUUAGAGCUCUAGCGCAGCUCACGUCUCCGCCGCGCCACGGACAUACAGCCAUGAUGACCCGGAGUGAACUGGAUAGCGACCUGUUCAGACGCGCACGGCUGCAGGCGUUACAAGAACGGCAGGAGAAGAUUGAGCAGUUGAGGGCCAAGGGAAUUGUUAUUGAGAGUGCGGAGGAACGUCAGCGUGUUAAUGAUGAGGUUGAGGACCUGCUGGAGAAAGCUAGGGGGGAGGCAGAGGAGAUUGCGAGGAGGGAAAAGAAAGCGGCGAAGAAGAAUGGGGAAAAUGUGGAUGUCGUUGAUGUGGAUGAUAGUGAAGAUGAGGAUUAUGAGGGAGCGGACGAGGCGGAGGGCCUUUCUAGGUCCGAGGAAGAAGAUGGAGAGGACAUUACGGUCAGUGAUGAGGAGGAAGAGGUAGAAGAGGAAGAGGUAGAGGAGGAAGAGGAAGCCGAGACAUUAGAAGAAGGUGACAAGUCCGUUGAUGAGAGAGAUGAGGGUACCGGGUUCAUCCGUAAUGAGGCAGACGAAGCUGAGGCCUCUGAAGGCGAAAGUGAAGGGAGCGAAUUCGACGAUACGCAAAUAAACAGAAGAAGCGGGAAUUUCCCACGGAGAAACCGAAGGAAUGUUCUUAGCGACGAUGAUGACGAUGAUGAUGAUGAAAAUGGAGACGUAGAUGCCAUUCCCAACCCACAAGAAACACCAGCCCGACUAUCCUCCCAGCCUCUCAUCCCCGACCUUGGAGCCUUACGGACACCAUUAAUGAACCUAACGCAAGCAUUCGGUGCUACUUUUGCGGAUAGCCAGGAUAUCGAAGAGGACUCUCUCGCCGCGCUUCGCAGAAUGCCAGAUACUGAGUGCCCCGUUGAUCAACUUUUGCUAGAGCGAGACUCACAGGAAAUUGUUCGUGACAGCCAAGGGCAGGAUUCCGUCCCGCUCGAUUUGUUUGCGAGUUAUCCACGAGCCGAUGGCGAGGACCGGGUGUCAGAGUCCCCUGCUGCUAGGACGAUCACAUCGUACUCUCAGGCGCCUGAACCUACGCAAGAUGCUGGCUUUGUAUAUUCCCCUUUUGACCAAGGGAAGAGAUUUACUGAUGCGCACGCACUGGUGCCAGCAUCCACCAUUGAUACGGUGCCAGUUGCUGAUGAUGGAUCUCCUAUUGCCCGACGGGCUGGUCGAAGGCUCCUGCGCCGUGGACCUGUGGCCGAUCUUUCUGACGUUGAUGAGAACAGCGAUGAUGAUGAAGGGCUCCUAGUCAAAUCUGACGCCUUUGAUGUUAUGCGCAAGGCUGUGAUCAAGAAGAAGCAGAAUGCUGCCCAGAUUCUCUUUGACAAGUCGAAAAGUAGGGCGCGCGAUGUUGUUGAUGAGGUGGCUGAGGAGUCUGAGGAUGAAUAUGCGGGGUUGGGAGGGGCGAGUGAUGAAAGUGCUGAUGAGGAGGACGAUAUCGAUCUUGGUAUGAUUAAUGAUGAUAGUGGAGAGGUGGUUGACGAGAAGGAGUUGGCGGCACUUAAUGCAACUCAUUCAAGACAGCAAGACGAGCAGCAAGUCAAUAAACUGAUGAGGGAUAUAACUACUGGUGCACUUCGGCGCAGGCGCGGAGCAGGUGGUGACGACUUGGAUCUUUCCGAUUCCGAUGAUGAGCGUCUCGCAGCACGCCGUCGUGCAAAGAGAAGGGAAUUCGCCAAGAUGCGCAAGGCUCUCCUGGCUGAUGAAAAGAUAGGGCAGAUCGCAGUGGAUCCGAAAAAAUCUGCUUUCUUGCGCACUAUCGAAGAUAGGGAUGUGGACAGUGAUGUGCAGAUGAUGGAUUUCAUGGAAGGCGGAGAUGUGAGCAGUUCGCAGGACACGUCACAGGACAAUACUAUCGGCCGCCAUCAAAACCACGCAGGAGUGAACGAUCAUUCUGCCGAGCAGGACGAUGUUUCCAUAGCCAACAACAAGCGCAAGCGCCCACUUGACCAGUCGGGUCCCGAUAUGCUGAAUCGUGCGCCGUCGCACAUGCGUCGUACAGCGGAGAGCGCGAUCAGGAACAAGCCCUUGACGCUCGCUGAGAUCCGCGAGUCGGUAUCUUUCCUCCUUGAUGGGGUCGAUUCUAAUGCCUCAGAACCACCCGAUGAGGAUAUACUACUCUCCGAUGAGCAGAUGGAUGGCGAGGCCUAUUCACGACACGGUGAAAUCGCCGACGAACAGCAGGAAGAAAAUAACCUGGAAACCCACCCCUUCCCCGCUGACAAUAGCGACAGCAACGACAAUCCUAUCCAAUCAACCACCAGUGACACGGGCUCCAACACUAACCACAUCCACCCCCGCCGCCGCCAGCGCGGCAAAGUCGUCGACCGCCUCUCACUCCGCAGACAAGCAUCCUCCAAUGCCGCCCGCACUUCCAACACCUCAACCCCCACAACAAUAACCACGACUUCAGGCACCCGUCAGGCCUUCUUCGCCAACGACAGCGCGCCAUUCUUCAAGCGUCCACCACCCCUGAUCCGGCGCGCAACAACAUCUUCGUCAUCUUCGUCAUCUUCAUCCUCUUCCGCGGCGAGCUCGUCGGUGACGUAUGGCGCGGGUUUGGCGGUGUCGGUGACGGAGUCACGAGCGGGAGUUCAGUUGCACGGUGGUAAUGGGAAGAAGGGGUCUGUGAACUACUAUGCAGCGGCGAGGGAGAGGCAGAGAGAGUGGGAGCUCAGGAGGGGGGAGAAAAUGGACAGCCAGAGUGGGAAGGGAGUGGGAAACGGAGGGAGGCCGGCCGGAGGUGUUUUGAGGGGAUUGCUAGGGGGUGGGGGUUGGGAGUGA